Molecule: messenger RNA, 2534 nt
Organism: Pecten maximus
Lineage: Eukaryota; Metazoa; Mollusca; Bivalvia; Pectinida; Pectinidae
Exons: 14
Coding region: 160-2379 (739 amino acids)
Molecular function (GO): calcium ion binding
Source: RefSeq, a predicted model, not a curated record
CGUCUCUAGAUCUGCACGUGUACGCGCACAGAGCGUGCACCUUGCCGUGUCUGAGUGACUGUCGAAUAGCUAUACACCGGUAAGGAAAGCCCGUCUGGAUGUUAAUUGUCCGUAGUUACAGGUACAUAUACAAGUGUGUACUAUUUGAUUUCGUGAAGCAUGGGUAUUGGUAACAGAAAUACCAUCCGUUUCGGAGUGUUGGUACUAGUGCUUUCAACCUGUAAAGUUUCCCUGAGUCAGAAUGCCACCUACGUGGGGUACAACAUAACGACAGCUACCCCUAAUACCCUGAGUGGUCAAAAGACUGUAAUUCUGUCCGGAGUCGAUCUGCCGAGCGGCUGGCUGACGGGAUUUCUAGUGACCACGGACGCCAACUGUUCCUUUCAGCUACAACUGUGGACUCGUGUCACUCUCCAGGAACACACCCUUCUCUUCACUACAGCGGAUUUGUCCUUCCUUGCGGACGGACAGCAGCAGGUAGACCUGGGACUCGGAAAUGCUAUCAAUCUGACAGGAUCCGAGAUACUGGGCUUUACUGCCACGAGCAUAGGAGAAUGUGUAUCCUUUAACUUCGUCAUCAACCCACUGUCGUCAUCCAUGAUCUACUUCUUUAGCCUGUCACCAACGACGGGCAACACCUACACGUUCGUACCGUACCAGGAUACCAGCCAUUACGGAAUAAUGGCCGUUAUACAGGAUACACAGCCAUCCACUGUUGCUUAUUUCGGUUUUAACCAAACCGGUACUGAAGUGCUGCUGUCCUCUGCGUCGGGUAUCGGCGUCAUGUUGCGUGAUAUCAGCCUAAUGUUUGGACGCCUUAUUGCUUACCACGUAAACAUAUUCGGAAAUGACUGCCAGGUGUAUUUACAGUUGUGGAAAACGGUAGACACGGCUACUUUGACGUACAGGAUGAAGUACACAACACAAAUGCAGAACUUUUCAGCGACAGGGUACUACACGGUAGAUGUAACAGAACCCGUGAUUGUGACCGCUGAUGAUCGGAUCGUUUUUGUGGACGUGUCGCCAACGCCAUGUGUGGUGUUUGAGUUUACUCCCGUCCCCGCGCGAAUGUCCCCAUCAAGUUCAGCUGACUUCCGGGCUGGAAUAGCGAUCGAGGGAGCGGAAGUUGUGUUCCACCAUUUCCAAGUCACGCACAGAUUUUCUGUAAUGGUGGAAAUUGACGCGAUUAUACCCCAACCGGUGACCGGCGUCACGGGAGACCGAGGUUCUCAAGGAAACACAGGCCCAGAGGGAGUUACUGGACUGCCCGGGGCAACAGGUGUGCCCGGAAGCUUUGGUCCAACCGGAAGUACUGGGAUGAUGGGAGCUGUUGGAGACAGGGGAAUGACAGGUCCUAUAGGACCAGUAGGGUCAACAGGACUGCAGGGACUCCAAGGCAACACCGGAUCCCAGGGACUCACUGGAAUUAACGGAGAAAGGGGCGUCACAGGCAACUUGGGACCUCAGGGUCCUCGGGGACGUACAGGCAUACAGGGGUUACUAGGGGCACACGGAAGUCGGGGUGAGACUGGUGAUAGGGGAGAUAUGGGUGACGCCGGAAGUACAGGCAUUAGCGGACUUCCGGCGGCCACUGGUGUGGCAGGCAUAGCAGGCCAGGCAGGAAUAAAGGGGCCACUGGGAGACAAGGGACCAAUGGGAUCCCAAGGGGAUGUAGGUGUAGAAGGUGUAGCAGGAUCAACCGGAAUUCGAGGCCCUGUCUGGGAUCCCUUUGAUGUGAACUAUUGCGCCAUCCACGCGGGGGACUGUGACCAUGGCUGUACAAACAGCCCUGUUGGGUACACGUGCACCUGUCGACAGGGCUACAAUCUACUAAAUAACGGAGACUGCCGAGAUAUUGAUGAGUGUAUCACAAAGAAUGGUGGUUGUCAGUAUUUCUGUCAGAACACCGCCGGAAGUUACGUAUGUUCCUGUCCACAGGGAUACAUACUGGCGAGAGACGAACAUAGGUGUGACGAUAUCGACGAAUGUCUUGAAAAUAAUGGCGACUGUUCCACUGACCAAAUGUGCAUCAACACGUGGGAUGGGCACAUGUGUUUAGGUCCCAGCACUGUUUCAAAUGUCGCAGGUCUCUCCACUACGAACGAAGACAUGCUGACCUAUUCCAUGUUUGUUGGUAUCAUCAUCUGGAUGGCUGUUGUCACGUUCAUCAUGAUCUUGGAAGUGGUUUUACUUCUUCCGGAACUCAACAACCGGUCCCGCCGUCCAGAGUCGCCAACAUCUAUAGCCCCGUCCGUCAUAAUUGAGGAGCAGAACCCAGAAUACUAUUUCCCCGCCUUCUUCCCGCGCGUGCGCCUUGGGAUCCGGGAUUAUUACAGUAACGCUAGGUCAGAGACCAACGAGAAACGCCUGCGUCUGUAAACAGACAUGAAUUAAACUAUCAUAAAAUGUUAUCAACGUGUGAUAUUUUAUUAUACCCCCACCCCCGUCGAAAGAAUGGAUACAAGGUGUUUCAGUCCUAAUUCUGAUGAUAAUUGUGAAACAAAAUGUUUUAAUGCAAAUACAAUCUUAAAGAA